Molecule: messenger RNA, 531 nt
Organism: Dermacentor andersoni
Lineage: Eukaryota; Metazoa; Arthropoda; Arachnida; Ixodida; Ixodidae
Gene: SmE
Product: Small ribonucleoprotein particle protein SmE
Biological process (GO): mRNA splicing, via spliceosome
Cellular component (GO): spliceosomal complex
Molecular function (GO): RNA binding
Source: RefSeq, a predicted model, not a curated record
AGGCUAUCGUCAUCGACAGCAAUUCGAACCACGAAGUUGGCGCUGGUCGCGUGUCUUUCGUACAAAAUUCGUAAAGUUUGUUUGGACGUUUAAUUGCUAUAUCAAUCAAAAUGGCGUUCAAAGGAGGCCCGGGGCAGAAAGUCCAGAAGGUUAUGGUGCAACCUAUUAACCUGAUCUUCAGAUAUCUGCAGAAUAGAGCACGGAUUCAAGUUUGGCUGUAUGAAAAUGUUCACUUGAGAAUUGAGGGCCACAUUAUCGGCUUUGAUGAAUAUAUGAACCUAGUACUAGAUGAUGCGGAAGAAAUCUACACCAAGCCAAAGUACCGUAAACAAGUUGGGCGGAUCCUUCUGAAGGGCGAAAAUAUCACACUGAUUAUGAGCACACAGAACAUGUGAAUGAGGCCAAGUGGUCAAUGGGUCAUGUCCAGGAGAUUUUCAUCUUUUGUAUUUCCAUCUCAUGUACAUUAGGUUUAAGUCAGUGUGGCGGCUUCACAAAAAUGUAUCAAGUACCAUAAAAUGUCUGACAGAAGUC